AUGAAUAGAGUUACUACCCUUCUUAUAGUCAUCAUAAUUGACUAUGUAAUAGGACAAACAAACUCUACAAGUGAAUAUCCUAUUGAAGUGAAGACAAACAGUGAUAAAUCAGAAAAAAAAACUAUUGCAAUAAUAGUUUCUUCUCUUUUUGUCUCAUUUCUUAUAGUCUGUGCAGUUAUUCUUAUUAUUGCUGUAGUUAUUCGUAAGUAUCUAAAUGUUAGAUCUCAGAAACAAAACAAUGAAGAAGAAAUAACCAAUUCUCUUUCUACUUCUUCAAAUCCAGAAAAAAAAGGUAAUGAGUCAAUAUCAAAUAAACCUAUGGCUGAAGUCUCAAUAGAACUUGAAACCACCCAUGAAAGUACAACUUCUUCAUUUUCAAGUACUUCUUCCGUAUCUUCUCAAACACAUCCCAAUGGUAAUUCUAAUGAAGAAAACAAAAAAGGAUUACAAAAUUGA
Messenger RNA from Entamoeba histolytica HM-1:IMSS, 456 nucleotides. RefSeq lists its product as uncharacterized. NCBI's taxonomy places the organism in Eukaryota, Evosea, Mastigamoebida, Endamoebidae. The transcript has a single exon. Bases 1 to 456 code for a protein of 151 amino acids. The record is from RefSeq and is a predicted model, not a curated record.